Molecule: messenger RNA, 4036 nt
Organism: Lolium perenne
Lineage: Eukaryota; Viridiplantae; Streptophyta; Magnoliopsida; Poales; Poaceae
Source: RefSeq, a predicted model, not a curated record
GAACAAAACCACGCUCUCCACGAAAGACAGACGAAGGCCAACACUCGUGCACAAGCGCGACUCCCCUUGGACUCUCUUCUUCUUCUCCCUCUCGCUCCGCUCCGCUCCAGCGGAAGCUCCGCUCUCGCCAUUUCCCGCAAGGGUUUGAUGGUGGCGUGAACUUCUCCCCGCCGUCGCAACCAUGUACAUCAAGAAGGUUGUAAUCGAAGGCUUUAAAAGCUACAGGGAGGAGACGUCGACGGAGCCUUUCAGCCCCAAAGUUAACGUAGUUGUUGGCGCAAAUGGAUCGGGCAAAUCAAACUUUUUCCAUGCUAUACGCUUUGUCCUGAGCGACAUGUUUCAAAAUCUGCGCAGUGAGGAUAGGGGAGCUCUUCUCCAUGAAGGUGCUGGACACUCAGUUGUAUCUGCUUUUGUUGAGAUAGUGUUUGAUAAUUCAGACAACCGUAUUCCAGUUGAUAAAGAAGAGGUACGCUUGCGAAGGACGGUUGCUUCAAAGAAGGAUGAAUACUACUUGGAUGGGAAACAUGUCAGUAAAACUGAAGUCAUGAAUCUACUGGAGAGUGCUGGUUUCUCUCGCUCUAAUCCAUACUAUGUUGUCCAGCAGGGGAAGAUUGCAUCCCUUACUCUAAUGAAAGAUUCUGAACGACUGGAUCUUCUCAAAGAGAUUGGUGGUACACGUGUUUACGAAGAUAGACGCCGGGAAAGCUUGAAAAUAAUGCAAGAAACAGCCAAUAAAAGGAAGCAGAUUGAUCAAGUUGUCCGCUAUCUGGAGGACCGACUGAGAGAACUUGAUGAAGAGAAGGAAGAACUCAAGAAGUACCAGCAGCUGGACAAACAAAGAAGAUCACUUGAAUAUACUAUAUUGGACCAUGAACUAAAUGAUGCUAGAAAUGAAUUAGCCUCGAUGGAUGAUAAUCGAAGAAAAAUUUCUGAAAGGAUGUCGAAUGCUGACAAUGAAGUGGUAGAUUUACGUGAGAAGGUCAAGAGUUUUGAUAAAGAAAUAAAAGUCUCUACAAAAGGGAUUACUGAAACCAGGUCUGAAAAGGACGAUGCAGAGAAGAAGCGUACUGAGGCACUAAAGGUAGUCUCUCAGAUUGAACUUGAUCUGAGAGAUAUAAAAGACAGAAUUUCGAGUGAAAAACGAGCAAAGGAUGAAGCCAUAAGGGAUUUGCAUAGCAUGAAGAAAGAAAGUGAAAAGUCAAAAUCUGAAUUGGCUCAAAUUAGUAGGGUGCACGCGGCCAAAUUGAAAGAAGAGGAAGAGAUAUCGAAAAGCAUAAUGGACCGUGAGAAGCGGCUGAGUAUAUUGUACCAAAAGCAGGGGAGGGCAACUCAAUUUAAGAAUGAGGCUGCCAGAGAUGAGUGGCUUAGGAAAGAAAUCCAUGAUCUUGAGCGUGUACUUUUGUCAAAUAGAAAGCAGGAAAGCUUACUUCAAGAUGAAAUUCAGAAGCUUAAAGAUGAAAUUAAUAACUUGACGAACUACAUUGAGUCCCGGAAAAGCGAAUCAAGCAAGUUAGAGGCUGCUCUCGCAAACAAGCAAAAGGAUCACAAUGACUUUAUGAAGCAGAAAAAUGCACUUCAAGAUGAAAGAAAAUCAUUUUGGAAGGAGGAAAAUAGUGUGACAGCUGAAAUCAAUGGGCUAAAGGGUGAUCUUGUCAAGGCACAGAAGAGUUUGGACCAUGCAACACCUGGGGAUAUCAGGAGAGGACUCAAUUCUGUUAGCAGAAUCAUCAGGGACCAUAAUAUUGCAGGCGUUUUUGGUCCAGUGUUAGAACUGGUUGACUGUGAAGAGAAGUUUUUUACGGCUGUGGAGGUCACUGCUGCAAAUAGCUUGUUCCAUGUGGUGGUUGAAAAUGAUGAUAUAUCAACAAAGAUAAUUCAGGUAUUGACGCGAGAAAAAGGUGGAAGGGUGACUUUCAUACCACUGAAUAGAGUGCAUGCUCCGAACGUCAAUGUUCCACAGAGUUCUGAUUUUGUUCCAUUGUUAAAGAAGUUGAAGUUUCGUCCUGAUCACCGUCGUGCUUUUGAACAGGUUUUUGGUAGGACAGUUAUAUGCCGAGACCUGGAAACUGCGACCAGAGUUGCACGCAGCAAUAGUCUAGAUUGCAUCACACUUGAUGGUGAUCAAGUAGCAAGAAAAGGUGGCAUGACAGGAGGUUUCUAUGACUCUAGACGCUCAAGACUGAAGUUCGUAAAAAUAAUCAGGGACAAUAAAACAGAAAUUGAGAAAAAGACGGCACAUUUAGAGAACGUGGGGAAAAAGCUAAAAGAUAUAGAUAAAAAAAUCACGGAUUUGAUUACCAAACAUCAGCAAAUGGAUGCUGAACGUGAUCAUGCCAAAUCGGAGCUGGAACAGUUUAAAGUUGAUAUUACCAGUGCAAUGAAGCAGAUGGGAGCACUUGAGAAAGCCCUUGGAAAGAAGGAAAAAUCACUUGACAACAUCCGCAAUCAAAUUGAGCAAAUCCAGUCUGGCAUCACAAUGAAGAAUGAUGAGAUGGGAACUGAACUGAUUGACCAGUUAACUUUAGAAGAAAGAGAUCUUCUUUCACGAUUGAAUCCUGAAAUCACGGGAUUGAAGGAGAAGUUCCUCUCGUGUAAAAACAGUCGCAUCGAGAUUGAAACAAGAAAGGAAGAACUGGAGACUAAUUUAUCAACUAAUCUUAUGAGGCGUCAGAAAGAGCUGGAAGCAAUCAUUUCAUCUGCAGAUUCUAAAACCUUGCCUGUUGAAGUCGAGUCAAAAGAGCAAGAAUUGAAACAGUCGAAGAGAACUCUUGAUGAGGCGACUACAGUACUGAAAGCUAAUGUUGAUGCUAUUAAUAACUUCACGAAAAAGAUGGAGCAACUGAAACGACAAAGGGAUGAUCUGAAGGCUCUUGAAGCUAAGUUGGAGCAGACUGUGCAAGAUGGGGCGAAGGACUUGGAACAGUUGAUGAACAGUAGGACCGUGUAUCUAGCCAAACAAGAUGAGUGUAUGAAGAAAAUCCGAGAUUUGGGCUCAUUGCCUGCUGAUGCAUUUGAGGCGUACAAGAGGAAAAACAAGAAGCAGCUACAGAAGCUGCUUUAUGACUGCAAUGAGCAGUUGAAGCAAUUUAGUCAUGUCAACCAAAAGGCUCUUGACCAGUAUGUGAACUUCACUGAACAACGUGAACAACUACAGAGAAGACGGGCUGAACUUGAUGCUGGUGAUGAGAAAAUUAGGGAAUUGAUAUCAGUUUUAGACCAGAGGAAGGAUGAAUCAAUUGAACGCACAUUUAAAGGAGUUGCAAAGCACUUCCGUGAAGUGUUCGCUGAAUUAGUGCAAGGUGGCCACGGGUACCUGGUUAUGAUGAAGAAAAAGGAUGGUGAUGCUGGCGAUGAAGACAAUGAUGAGGAUGGACCUCGUGAACCAGAUCCUGAAGGGAGAAUAGAGAAGUAUAUUGGUGUGAAAGUCAAGGUUUCCUUCACUGGCAAGGGAGAAACUCAGUCCAUGAAACAACUGUCUGGAGGACAGAAGACAGUGGUGGCAUUAACGCUGAUUUUCGCCAUCCAACGAUGUGAUCCAGCUCCAUUCUACCUGUUUGAUGAGAUUGACGCUGCUCUGGAUCCUCAGUACAGAACGGCUGUUGGAAGCGUGGUCCGACGUCUGGCUGAUUCGGCAGACACCCAGUUCAUAGCGACUACAUUCAGGCCGGAGAUCCUGAAAGUCGCGGACAAGAUCUAUGGUGUGACACACAAGAACAGAGUGAGCUACAUCAAUGUGGUGUCCAAGGAUCAGGCCAUGGACUUCAUUGAGCAUGACCAGACGCACAAUGCCAGCUGAGGCUAGCAUUAUAUGGAAGACGAUGCUAAAUGUAGGAAAGUUUCUGUUGAUGUAUGCCUGGACAUGGUGAGGCCAUGGUUAAAUGUAGCUGUGUAUAUUUAGUUAAGUUAGCACCUGGAUUGGUAACUUGUUCCAAAUAUGCUUAGGGACAGUGUGUGAUGAAAGUUUUUUUAUGUUUUUCUUCAGUUUGUAUCCUACUGACGGAGUGCUGCUCGGAAUGGAUGUGUUAUACUUUCCUUU